Molecule: messenger RNA, 5547 nt
Organism: Stylophora pistillata
Lineage: Eukaryota; Metazoa; Cnidaria; Anthozoa; Scleractinia; Pocilloporidae
Molecular function (GO): protein binding
Source: RefSeq, a predicted model, not a curated record
UUUCCCAUAUGAGCAAAGUUCUACUCCGUAUGAUCUUGCUAUAUUGUGCAAAGGAAAUGAUAGUUUAACAGUGAUUAUAUUGGCACUUGUCCUUAUUCGGAUGAGUUACAUCCAGACAAAGCUGCUGUUGGUAGUAAUUGAGAUGUAGUUGUGCUUGUGCUUCUGGUGCCACAAGCAGAUGUAGUUAAGAGGUGGUGAUGGUGGAAGUUUCUGAUGAGGCAAGUUUUGUUCUGAUGCUUCGAGCAAUGUGUCACUAAGUUGGAGAGAAAAACCGUGUGAGAAAAGCUCUACUCCACAUGAUAUCUUGCGAUAUUGUGCAAGGGAAAUGCAAAAUAAGACAUUCGAUAAACUUUUGUGCUGUUCCCAUAGGAAAACAGUUCUAUGAUUGCUUGUGGUGAUAGUUUAACACUGAUUAUGUUGGCACGUGUUUAUUCUGAACGGUUUAUAUCCAGGCAAAGCUGCUGUUGGUAAUAAUUGAAGUAGCUGUGGUUGUACUGCUGGUAGCACAAAUAGAUGUAGUUUUAACUAUAUCUACGGGUGGCACCUCUAAAAGAGGUGGUGAUGAUAGGAGUUUCUGAUGUGGCAUGUAUUUUUUCGAUGCUUAGAGCGACGAGUCACUGAUCUGGAGACAAAAUUUCAGAGAUGCAUCUUUAAUUCGCGCUAGUUGAAUACACUUCAUCCUUACUGCCUCUUUCUGACAGCCUCUUUCUCGUCUGAUGAACAUACUGGUAAGAGAAGCAUUAAUUCAUGUUGCUUUAUCCUAAGAAAAUUUGGAUAAGCUUUUUAGCAUCGAUUUUUAACAAGGCUGUGGGGCAAGUGACCUAUACCUAGUAAUUCAAGUUACCUAUGAGGCUGCUUGAUGUCUGGUCAGAACUUAAUGAGAACACACCUGGUUCUCCUCAGGAGGUGAUUAACGAAAUUACAUGGAAUGAUAAGGAUAUUUGUAUAGACGUUCUUACACUUGAUUCAAACACUUGGGAGUUUCUGGACAAAAUUUUGAAUUGCCUUGUUUUACAGAAGAAAAACUUUAAAGCUAUGGCCCAACUACCUCCCCUAGCUACACCCUCCGUCAGCAGACAGCAGAGUCCAUCAAGCAUUUGCUUUUUCUUGCAAAAUAUCAUCUUAAUUCUGUAAACAUGUCCUGUCCUGGCUUAAGGUGAACUGUACUAAUGUUGAAAAGCUAACGUCAUGUAAUAUAAUUUUUGGUAAAGAAGAUUUGACUUUUAUUAAUCAUAACUUGUUAGUAGGGAAAUACCAAAUAUACCCUAAAAGGUACAUAACUAAAAUAAUCUCCCCACAUUUCAAGGUUUCGAUUCAUUGCUCGGACCAGAACUAUUUACAAAAUUGAACUCUAAAUUGCCUGGGAGAAGUAAAAAGUUGUAAAAGCAUUUUACAAGAUGAGAAAACUACUUAAAGCAAUGGCCUUAGACAGGUGGAGGUAGGGAAAAAAGAGACCAACAAAAAAGAUGUAAAAUUCAACAUAUGUAAUUUUAGCAGCUUCGUGUCGUUCAUUCUCUGUGUUGUCUUGUUAACUUAAUGCAAGCUCUAAGAGGGUGAAAACAAAUAUAUUUUUUUUAUCUUAAGGAAGGGAAGAGUUUGGACUUUGUAUAUCUUGAAGAGGUUUACAAAGUCCAAAUCUUUUAAAACUUUGUGUUGGAAAUCGAAUUCUUUGGCGUCCCUUGCAGUUACGGAACAGCUACAUUUUGUAAGGUACUGAUAUUGGCUGCAGCAGAACAAAACAGGUCAAAGUGCAUCAGAUCUAAAGAAAUGCUAAUUUGACACGAAUAACUUACUUAAUAGGCCAUUCUGUAAAGGUCAAAUUCAUGGCUGCAGUUCCGCUGCCAUUUGCUUCAACAAAAGAAACAACCAACUAUGCCAGGCUGUGCCGUUUGAUGGUGGAUGUGGGAUCACAGGUGCUGAGAUCCACUUUUGACAAAAUACAUCCACCAGCGACUCUACCCGCAGUUUUGGGUAAAGCCUCUGUGCACUACGCCACUUUGCAGUCAUUGUACAAAGGGAAGAAGAAGGUGCUGAAUCCCACUCAAUGGGGUAAGCUGUAUCCUGCUCAUUCACCUGUGUCAUCAGCAACCUUUGAAAUCACACUCCUAACAGUGCUGCUCAGAAAUAUCUGUGGCUUGAGCCCCCCUGCCACAGGAUGGGAUCAUCUUCCCCCAGCUGCAAACACAAGCAUCGCAGAUGACAUCGCUAGAAUAAAGUAUUACAGGAACACUGUAUACGGCCAUGCCUCUCAAGCCUCUGUAGAUGACAUCAGUUUCAAUUCUUACUGGCAGGAAAUACGAGAAGCUUUGGUGAGGCUGGGAGGAGCUCAUUUCCGAGUUGAUAUCGACAAUCUUGAGCGUGACUGCAUGGAUCCGGAUAUCGAAGAGCACUAUCGUGAACUGAUGAAACAAUGGAAGAAAGACGACGACAGCAUCAAGAGCAAACUUGUAGAAUUUGAAGGGAUCAUGCAAGACUCCGUAGAAAAAAUAAAGAGUGAAUUAAAAGACGUAAAAGAUAAGCUGGAUUUACUGACUGCCUCGGCUGAAAAAAACAAAGAUGAAGGUUAUUUUGAUCCAACUGAACUUAUCAACGGGAUUCGCCAACUAUACAAGACUCGCGAGGGAUGGCUUUCACCAUUUCCAUGGUGUGAAGAGUUUCAGUUUUUUGUGAGUGAUAUUUUUACAAGGCUCAAAGUUGUCAGAAGAAAGAAAACGAGAGGAAAUGUUACUAACAAGAUCAUUACCAUGUCGUCUCUCUUGAAAACGUACGAAGAGUGUUCAGAGCCGAGAACAGUGCUAAUCGAAGGAAAACCUGGUAUGGGUAAAACUACUUACUGUAAAAAGUUUGUUUACGACUGGGCUACAAAAAAACAGAACCCCCACGAUUGCGUCUUAAACAUGAAAGUAGUUUUGUUCCUUAAAUGUCGUGAUGUCAAGUCCGAUAUUUGGGAAGCCAUUGAUGAUCAGCUCCUGCCCCGAGAUAUCGACGACAACGCUAAAGAGCAAUUUUUCCAAUUUAUUCGUGCCAACCAAUCCAGAAUUUUAAUGAUAUUAGAUGGAUUGGAUGAAUUACCUUCCAGUAAAGUGCCGGUUAUUUCAGAAUUAAUUGUGGGAAGAGUGCUUCCAAAGUGUUACAUUGUAGCUACAGCACGACACGAAGUUGGAAGAAAGGUAAGAAAAUGCUGUGACACUUUGCUUGAGGUCGAAGGAUUUACAGAAGCACAAGCCAGAAAAUUUAUCGCAAAGUACUUUAAGGAAAAGUCGGAAUUAGCUGAAAACCUCUCGGCACGAAUAUCCCGCGAUAAAAACAUUAAAGAAAUGUGUGCAAAUCCUUUGAACACGGCACUGCUUUGCCUUUUGUGUGAAGAAUUCGCUGGUACGCUUGCGGAAAAUAGAACUAAGCUCUAUUUGAAUAUGAUUGAAUGUGUCUUGAGAAGAUAUAGGAAAAAGGCAAAACUAACUGAUACAGAAGAAGAUCUUACAAACCUUUACAAGUUGCAUUUGAGAACCCUUGGAUUGAUAGCGUUGAAUGGUUUGAUUGAAGACAAGUUGGAUUUUGAGGAGAAGGAAUUAGGAAAGCAUGCAAGUGAACUGGCUGCAUUUGGAUUUCUGUCAGUUCAUCCCGGAUGUAGUAAACUGAGACCGAGUCUGCGUUAUGCGUUUCUACACAAAAGCUUUCAGGAAUGCUUUGCAGCAUUCUACAUCUGUUGUGAGAUUCAAGAUAAACGAAUAAAACCCGAAGAAUUAGUUUCCAAUGACAGAUAUUUUAGUAACCUGAAACAGGUGCUAUUGUUUUCGUGCGGCAUUUUAGCAGAACAGUCCAAUCAAGAGGCUGCAGCUCUUGUCUCGAAUAUUGGAAACCGGGUUAAGAAUUUCACCGAAAACUACAGUUGGGGUUUGAGAGUUGUAUUGGAAGCAAUCAAGGAAUGUGAAAGAAAGAAAGAUGACUUUCACCUACAGUUAGCGAGACGUUUUGGAUCUAGCAUGACCCAAAAAUUUCUCAAUAUCCAGGGGCGUUACCUAGUUAUGGACCUGACUGCAAUCUUCUGUGAGGCAAUCAAAGUCAACGAGAGCCUGAUAUACCUGGAUUUAUCUCGAAAUGAUUUUCGUGAUGCCGGUGUUACAUCUGUUGCUGAGGCAAUCAAGGUCAACAAGACCCUGGCCAAUUUGGACCUUUCUUUUAAUCCUAUUAAUGAUGCCUGUGCUAAAUCUAUUGCUGAGGCAAUCAAAGUCAACAACACUCUGACCAAAUUGAAUUUGUCCUACGGUGCUAUUAGCGAUGACGGUGCUACCGCUAUUGCUGAGGCAAUCAAAGUCAACAACACUUUGACCAAUUUGGGUUUGUCCGGGAAUCCGAUUAGUGAUGCCGGUGCUACAUCUAUUGCUGAGGCAAUCAUAGUCAACAAGACUCUAACCAACUUGGAUUUGUCCGGAAAUCCGAUUAGUGAUGCCGGGGCUACAUCUAUUGCUGAGACAAUCAAAGUCAACAAGACUCUGACCAACUUGGGUUUGUCCGGUAACCAGAUUAGUGAUGUCGGUGUUAAAUCUAUUGCAGAGGCAAUCAAAGUCAACAACACUCUGACCAAUUUGGGUUUGUCCGGCAAUCAGAUUUGUGAUGCCGGUGCUAAGUCUAUUGCUGAGGCAAUCAAAGUCAACAACACUCUGACCAAUUUGGUUUUAUCUGGGAAUCAGAUAAGUGAUGCCGGUGCUACAUCCAUUGCCAAGGCAAUAAAAUUCAAUAAGACUCUGACCAAUUUGGGUUUGUCCGUGAAUCAGAUUAGUGAUGCCAGUGCUUCAUCUAUUGCUGAUGCAGUCAAAGUCAACAAGACUCUGACCAAUUUGCAUUUGUCUUUCAAUCCAAUUAGUGACGUUGGUGCUAAAUCUAUUGCUGAUGCAGUCAAAGUCAACAAGACUCUGACUUAUUUGAGUUUGUUUGGGAAUCAGAUAAGUAGUGCCACUGCUUUAUCAACCCGACUAUAACUGAUAUUAACAGCAUUUUUUGACAAAUAUUAUUUUUGGUACCGGUUCUACUCUAAAUGAUACGUUAACGGUAGUCCCUCGCGGAAAAAGCGUUAACGCGCUAUUUGCGGUGCAACCACUGUAAGCUAUCAUUUUAAGAAGGCUAGGAUAUAAUGCGCGCUGUUGAAAGGGCGUGCUCUGUCGGAGUACAGAACAUCGAGCUGAGUCAAAGCUGUCACGCCAUCUGCAAUUUUGUUCUUUGAGAAGUUCUUUUUCGUUAAUUGAAAGUGAAAUUUUGGAAUGUGCGAGUAUGCAAGUAGCAACAGAAGAAACACACGUUGAGAGUUGGUAAUCGUUUUAAGGUCUCAGUUAUUGAAAUGCAAUGCUGUACAUCCUUAGGAUGGGCAAUUCAACAUUUGGAAAUUAAACCCUAUUGUUAUUCGCUCUGUCAAAGGGCUAACACUCGGAAUGCCAGCUCAAGAAACUUUUCAAGUGGUCAGUUUACAUUAUCGACUUGGUUGAUAAAAUUGUAAGUCUAAGAAUCUCCUCAAGUUGAACAAUCAAACGAAUUUAUGUAAACACAAAUGGA